Molecule: messenger RNA, 2184 nt
Organism: Acanthaster planci (crown-of-thorns starfish)
Lineage: Eukaryota; Metazoa; Echinodermata; Asteroidea; Valvatida; Acanthasteridae
Product: E3 ubiquitin-protein ligase MIB2-like
Biological process (GO): protein ubiquitination
Cellular component (GO): cytoplasm
Molecular function (GO): zinc ion binding; protein binding; ubiquitin-protein transferase activity
Source: RefSeq, a predicted model, not a curated record
AUGGACGUCUGUUCAAGCCCUGAUCUUGGGGAUUUUCUUGCUGCCCUUCUGCUGAACUCAGAGCUGGAAAAACUGGGGGACCACUUGGGCACACCUGAUACAUCGCUGGCCUCGCGCCUGUUUCAGGCGGCAGCGUCAGGAAACAGCAGUAGCGUUCGGGAGAUUCUUUUGAUCCACCCAGAAGCGGUGAAGCUUUCAAAUAAACAAAGCCAAACAGCGCUGCAAGUGGCCUCUCAUGAAGGUCAUACGGACGUAGUGAGUACUUUAGUCUUAGGUGGAGCACCUCUGGAACAUCCAGACGACGAUGGAGACACAGCAAUUGCUUUUGCAGUGCUUGGCAAUAAAGCUGACACCGUCAAACGUCUAUUGCUUGCUGGGAGCAACGUAAACGCAUCCAACAACAAGGGUUUGACUCCACUCCACCUGGCUGCUGCCAAAGGUCACCAGACAUGCGUGGAAGUGUUGCUUAAAUACGAACAGAAAUGUGAUGUCAACUGCCAAGACAAGGAUGGAAACACGCCACUGUUUCAUGCAGUUGUCAAGAACAACAAGCAAAUCAUCCACUGGCUAGUGAACAACCCGAGAAGUGACCUUCGUAUAAUGAACAAGAAGGGAUUUAACAGCUUGCAUCAUGCGGUGUUUUUAAAGAACAUUUUUGCUGUGGAGGCAAUUCUGAGUACUUCUCCCACUAUGAUCAAUGUUGCAAAAAACGACGGCUUCACAGCCCUACACCUUGCCGCCUUCAACGACAUGACGGACAUUACUUUGAUCCUCGUCAAAAAGGUUGGUUGCAAAAAAGAACUGAAAACUGGCAGUGGGCAAACUGCAUUGCAUCUGGCAACGGACAAGACACACAUCAGGUGCAUCGAGGCUCUCGUAAACAACGGUGCCAACGUGAACGCCCAGGACAGUAAAGGUAACACUAGCCUCCACCUGCUCAUGCUGAAAGCCUCUGUGGAGGACAUCCUAAGAAGUACACCAAUGGGACAGUUAUUGGAGCUCGUUGAGCGCAUCGAAAGAGGCGGUGGGUCAUCGGACGAAAGAUCCAAAUUCGUUGCCAUAGCGAUCUACCUUGUUACAAAAGGGGCCGACAUCUUCAUCACAAAUAGAGAUGGGAAAAAUGUUCUUGAUGUCACCCUCAAUCCUACUGUAAAGAAGCUUCUUAAGGACUUCUUCGUAGUGAAAAGGAUCGCAGACGCUCUAUCGCCCAGAUCACGUUGUGUUGUUAGCUAAAGGUUUGGCGCCUGACAAUAGCGACGGAUUCCUCCCAGAACAGCCCUUUAGAUUGCUUUAUUUACCAUUUGGAUUUUCAUUGACAGUGUUCUACAAGUAUAAUUGUAAUGAAAAUAUAUCUACAUGUGUCUUCUCUGUGAAAUGUCUUUUCAAAUGUUACAUUUUCAAUACAAGCUGUCGAUCAAAGUUUUGACAGGUUUUUAUUAACGUGCGUGCAAAAACGUGAAGAAGGUGUUUCACAAACGUGUGAAACAAACAUUACCCCAACCUGUAGAGUUUGUACAAGAUUUAUUGAUCAUUACUACAAAACGCCUUCCCUGGAAAUACUAGAACUUUGAUGAUGCAUACAAAGAUUCAUUUCUUUAAUUUAUACCAAGUUUAAAUAUGAGAGACAUCUGAAGGCCGGUGGAGUAAACAUCCCGUCCCCGGGUACGACUGUGGAGUACAAAAAUGACCUUUAUGGUCGUAACUUCUGCUGUUGGCAAGACCAAUUGUUUUGUAAGCAUGAGUAUGACGACGAUAUACAGAUUAGAAAUACAUUGCAUCAUCAAAAUAUUGGAAUGUCUGAUGACACUUUUGAGUUGGGCUCUUAACUCGAUUAAAUGAUUAAAUGUCCAGAAUAAUUUUGAUUCUGAAUGUAGUUCCUUCGCUAAAAUUUAAUGAGCAAAAAGGCGGUGUUAAUAGCUGCAGUUAUUUUUAAAUAAAACUUACAGAAUAAAAAAAAACAAAAAGGUCUGUUAUGACCUUAUGUUUUAUACCAUUAUGUUAAUGAUUAAAAUCUACAGUGCUUCUUACCAAACAGGCAGAUUUUAUUAAGUACAUGUAACUGAAGGAGCUGUGUCGUGAAAAUGAAAAUCUGGCCGUUCGAAUGUAGGCCUACAUGUAGUCGGGAUGGAAGUAAGUUUAAGCUUAAACAGUAGUUAAUAAGGCAAGAAUAUAAUGUCAAAUCAG